Molecule: messenger RNA, 5604 nt
Organism: Paramormyrops kingsleyae
Lineage: Eukaryota; Metazoa; Chordata; Actinopteri; Osteoglossiformes; Mormyridae
Product: monocarboxylate transporter 2-like
Biological process (GO): plasma membrane lactate transport
Cellular component (GO): basolateral plasma membrane
Molecular function (GO): lactate transmembrane transporter activity
Source: RefSeq, a predicted model, not a curated record
GGCCUGCAGCGGCAGGUCAGAGGCCCGCCCCGUGACGUCACUCCCCACUGCAACCUGCUAAUUCAAAAAGGAUCCAAGCGGUCUGCUCCCAAUACGAGCAAGGUCAGCGAGCAAGGACUACGGCAGGAUAACCUUACGCUCAUCAUCAUCAUAGUAAGGGAUCCGUUUGACCCCAUUAAAAAUGCCACCUGCUGUUGGAGGUCCUCCUGCUGUCACUCCACCUGAUGGAGAUUGGGGCUGGGCCGUGGUCUUUGGAGCCUUCAUCUCCAUCGGCUUUUCCUAUGCCUUCCCCAAGGCCACCACCGUUUUCUUCAAAGAUAUCCAGAACAUCUUUGAUGCCUCAUACAGUCAGGUAGCCUGGAUAUCUUCCAUAAUGCUUGCAGUGAUGUAUGCAGGAGGUCCCAUAAGCAGUAUAUUGGUAAACACAUAUGGCUGCAGACCAAUUAUGAUGAUGGGUGGAGUCCUUUGUGCAAUUGGAAUGAUUUCAGCAUCUUUCUGCAACAAGGUAGUAGAACUUUACGUUUGCAUUGGAGUUAUUGGAGGUUUGGGCCUAGCCUUCAACCUCCAGCCUGCUCUAACAAUGAUUGGGAAAUAUUUCUUCAAGAAGCGGCCGAUAGCCAAUGGGCUAGCUAUGGCAGGCAGUCCCGUGUUCCUAAGCACGCUGGCUCCUCUCAACCAGUAUCUUUUCAAUUCCUUUGGCUGGAGGGGGAGCUUCCUCAUUCUAGGUGGCUUGCUACUAAAUUGCUGUGUGGCUGGGUCCCUGAUGAGGCCGCUGGAGCCGCCCCCUGGCAAAAAGGAAAAGGAUAGCUCAGCCACGGAUGCUUCUGUGCAGAAGAAAGAGAAACAGACCGCCUGGAAGACAGUCAACAAGUAUCUUGACCUCUCGCUUUUCAAACACAGGGGCUUCCUUAUCUACUUAUCAGGGAAUGUUAUCAUGUUUCUUGGUUUCUUUGCCCCAAUUGUGUUCCUUGCUGCCUAUGCUAAAGAUAUGGGUGUCGAUGAAUACUCAGCAGCUUUCCUGCUGUCUAUUCUAGCCUUUGUGGACAUGUUUGCUAGGCCAUCUAUGGGACUGCUGGCAAACACCAAAUGGAUUCGACCAAAGAUUCAGUAUUUUUUCAGCUUUGCUAUACUGUAUAAUGGGAUUUGCCAUAUACUUUGCCCAUUUGUGAAUGACUACAGUGGCCUAGUUGUGUACGCAGUGUUCUUUGGUUUUGCUUUCGGGAUGGUCAGUUCAGUCCUCUUUGAAACAUUGAUGGACCUCGUUGGUGCUCAGCGGUUCUCAAGUGCCGUUGGCCUGGUCACCAUUGUCGAGUGCUGCCCUGUCCUCAUAGGCCCACCACUGGCAGGCAAGCUGGUCGACAUCACCAAGAACUACAAAUACAUGUACUUCUGCUGUGGAGCCGUGGUGAUCCUUUCCAGUAUCUGGCUGUUCAUAGGGAAUGCCAUUAACUACAGACUGCUGGACCGAGAGCGCAAACAAAAGAAGCAGACCCAGGACGCUGAUGGCGGUAACCAGAGGGACGCGGAAGGUGACCCUGAGGUCAUGGAUAACCUCUGUGAUGACUCUCAGAAGGAGGAGCAACCCAUGCAGCGGGAAACGAAUAUUUAAGCACUUUCCAGUGUUUCGAGUGUCCUGAGGUGUUACUUCCCAAUGGCGUGUGCUGUUCCCAUAGUGCCCGCACAUAGGCUAAUAUAUAGACAAAACACUGCCAAAGAAAUGGCAGGGUCUGUAACAUUGAGAGACAUUGUAUUCAGUGAUGCUUUAAACUGCAUUUUAAAUGAAGCGAACGUACAUACCGUGUGGUCAAGAUAUUAGCGGCUUGAGUUCAGUGGUCCAGGUGGAAAGCCCUCUGCCCCUUUGCUUCCAGCGGCAAAUUCUAUUAUACGUAAAGUUCAUGUUGCUAAUCUCCUAAACCGUGUCUUCUUAUUAAUUGGACUGAAUGAUCAUUGGCUAACGAAAAGCACGGAUUGCACCGGGCAGACAGCUGUGGUAGUGUUGUUGUAGCUUGUUUUUGUGGAUAUACGCAAACUAUUGAAGUAACACAUUUGGAAUUCAUAAGCAAUAUUAUAUCUUGAAUUGUUAGCGAUGUUUGUUUACUCAUUUAUUAGAUCCUUGACAAAGGCAGCAUGUUUAGAUGUCUAACACCCUUAAUCCCUUAUAUAUGCCUUAAGUUAGAAGAUAUGACCAUUUUUAAUAUGACUUAAAUGACAAAAAUUUGUAUGCAAUUAUUAUACCCUGAAAAUAAUGGCGAAUCAUAAUGUGAACAUUUAAUUAGUUAGUGGCCCAAUUUAGACAAAACCUUUCUUUUUUCUUCUCAGGUUCCUGCCUGUUGUUCGCAAUGCCACAACUAAAUGUGAAUACAUUUUUAUUCACAUUAACAGUUUUAAACAUUUUUCAUUAUUAGUUAACACUAACAGCAUUUUAAGGUUAUUUAAAGUCUUUUUUUAUUAAACAAAUCUUAUUUAUAAUUUUCCCUAGCUUCUAGUAAUAGUAUAUUUUAUGAGUACAAAUGCUUCAGGUCUGUGUCAUCUCAAGGAUGAUAGUGGUGGUGUCUAACUUAGACUGCAUUUAGGCUAAACUAGGGACAAAUUAGAAUGUUGAACUUCCCAGAAACAUGUUCCACUCUACACAUUUAUAAAGGAUGUGUGAUGUUCUUGUGACUGAUAUUACUGCCAUUAAAGGCAGUUAUUGUUCCUGCAGGGAAACUUACUGAUCCAUUUGUAAGCCCAACACUUAAUUAGCAUCUGAAGAAUAGGAGCAAUUUAUGCUCUGUAAGGUGUCCUUGGGUUUUUGAAAGGCGCCCAAAAAUAAAAUGUAUUAUUAUUAUUAUUUCUAAACUUGUGUCCAAAUUCAAAAGGAAAAAACUUGAGCGAUUUCUAAAAUCUUUGCGCCAGUUACAGAAAGCAUUUUGGCAGCAAAACAACCUGGGUAAAUAGUAAAUAAAUGUAAAAAUUUGAAAGAAAUCAUGAAAGGUGAUAGUGCUUCAUACGUGUGGAUGAGUGCAGGUAUCUUUUUGAGUGUGAGCUGCAAUUACAAACCUGACCACGAUACAAUUUCAGAAGUGAUGGAAAUGCAACAGGAAACAUGGCCUGGGAAUUUCACUAUAAUUUAUAAUUUAUUGCAGUUUGCCUGUAAUAUAUUACCAAGGCGUCACCUUCUCAGCCGAAUCUCUUUACUUGAAUCUUAAAAUGAAUGUGUUUAAGAAGCUCUCACACCUGCCGACCAUGUGUUUGAAAGCAAAUGGAUGCAGCACAGUUGCACCAGGAAAAGUUCUCUUAUUUUCUUCUAGAAGUGACAGUGUUUAAUAUUUCUUUGGAAUAUUAAGAAUGGUCACAUGCUGUAUGUCAGCAGUUAUCCAAGAUGAACUGGGGAUUUGUUUUAUUCAAAAUAUUCAAGCAAAACAUUGUCUGACAUUUCUUUGUGCCAUGAUCUUUUUCUGUAAUGCUGUGUGUUGUCUGUUAUGUUGUCAGCACCUGUAAUUCUAAACUAACCCAAAUGUGAUGUUAGUAAUGCAAAAUUUGUAUUUAUUUUUUUAUAUUUUGUUACUUCAGAUGUAUGUUUCAUGUUUCGUAAGGCAAAUAUAUUCACUUUAUUGUAAAUAUGCUUUUAAUUUAAGAGCCACAUGAUGUUGUAAUCUUAUAAACCGUCAUCCUAAUUUUUUGAUUAAAUUUUUGAAAUUACAGAAAUGAAGGUUAUUUAUACAGGUAAUUGUAUCCCAUUAGCCUUAUUAUAUAUAACAUAUUUGCCGCUUCAAUUUGAAGUAUUUAAUCAUUUAGGCAUAUUAACAACAACAAAGUGAAAUAUAUAAAUGUAAAUACUGUAAGAUAGGGAGGAAUGGAUGUCCCAGGUUUAAUGAGACUUGUUUUGGUUGGGGGCUACACGCCCCAAGGUGCAGGGAUGGGAGAUGGAGGGGGGACAUAAUUUGGCAUUUUUGGGGUUUGGUUACAAAUAGAAAAGCUGUUUUACAUUCUGCAAAAGGAGUCUAGUAGAUGGGCAUUGGGACUACAGAGGUAACAUCAACAAAGGUAUUUUUAUUUUAUGUUAUUUUAUAUGUGGUUAGGUGACGGAAUUGCUCAUCACCUGACAAUCCUGGGGCAUCCAUGCUCCUAAAUUAUAUUAUACGUAUCGCAUAUACUAUGCCAUACAGGAUGGCUCAAAAGUAGAGUAGCAGUUAAACUGUUGUUGUUUUCUGAAUAACUUUAUUAAAGAGUUAAACCAUGCACACAUUAAAAUUGAAAUAAAAAAAUUUCUACCAUAACAGUGUUUUAGAAAUUGAAAAGUAGGAAAUUAAAUGGUAAACAUAAGCGUGAGAUCAUGAACAUUACAAUCCUUAUACAAAUGUUGUGCACUUAAAGUGAUAUUACUGUAAACCUACUUUUGAGCCACCCUACGUUAUAAUACAUCUUUUAAUUGUAAACAGGGUAAAAAAUUUUAACCUCAUGUUUUUUCGAUGGGCUUGAAAUUAAAAUUGAUCGCUCAGUUUAACUGGGGUCAAAUAUUCCAUGUAAUAAAAAUAACACCUUUCUUUUGGGUAGUAUUAAUAGCACUAUGUGGCAAGUAAUCAUUCGAUUCAGAUGUAUAUUUCUCCACACUUUGGGAAAGUAUGGUAGUUUUACAGGUUUAACAUUCAGUAAACUGCCUGUUUUAUUUUUUUCUUGAAAUGACAGGUAAAAGUAUGCAUUGAAAAAUACACUAUUAAGUAAGAAGAGACUUGUAGCUAAUUUCCAAUACCUAUCCACCAUGUCAUCUUAUAAUUAUGUUUCAAUGAAUGCAUGAAUAUGUAAAAAAAAAAAAAAGUUAAUUUGGUCUCCUUAAAAUAGUGCCUUAUAAAUAUUUGAAUUUAAAUGGCUACAUAUAUUUUUCACAGGUACAUGCUUGUGAGGGAAAGAGACACCAAAUUGUAACAUCAUUUUUUUGUAUUUUAAUGCUUUUGAUAUUUACAAUUUCUGUAGCCACAGUUUUAUCACAUGUAUGUUUUGAGUGAAUGUUUCAGCAUUAAUUAUGGUCACAUGGUGUGUAAAUUAGGUAUAAAGUUUAAUUGAUAGCUAAAAAACCAUGUUGACAAUGGAUGUUAAUUUGUUUUUUUUUUGGUGAGCGAUUAUAAUGUUGUAGUUCUUAAUUCACUACUCAAAAAACGUUUUGACUGGGUUUUAACUUGGUAUAAAAAGUAUUAACUUGUUGCUCUAAACUAUUACAUGUUAUGCAGAUUUUUUACUACCUCUUUAAACUUCUCUGGUUUUGUUGUAGAGAAACUCCAGAAGCUUUGCUAGCCACAUUUAAGCAAUGGACGUGUCUAAAUCAGUUUCAGUACUACAAACCUAGGAAAUUAAGUCGAAUGCACUUGUGAAGAUCAGCCAUUUCCAGUAUUUUGUGAAAAUGUUUCUCAUGUUUUGUUUUGAAAUUAAUUUCACCUGUUUUUUCUGAACCAAUACUAGGUGUAAACAUGACAACAAAUAAUUAUUUGUAUUACAACAAAACUUCCUUGAUUGUUUGAAUUACUGUAAUGACUGCUUAGCUACAUUUACAGUAAGUCCAUCAUUAUUUGAACAUUUUAAAUGGGUUUUGAUAAUUGUAAAUAAAUGUUUAACAGGACUGUUUAAAAA